AUGCCGACCAUCACCGUCAAGAACAACUCUUCCCACUCCCAAACCUUCCUGGUCCAUGGCUUCCAGGGCGGCAACAACCCGGGGACCAUCAAUGUCAAAGGCAACGGCGGCACCGCGACCGUCAAGAGCCCGGACAAGAAGCAGGUCUCCGGUGCCAUCAUCGCCACCCACGGGGGCCACGAGGGCGAGCAGGCCGAGGUCACCUUCAACGGCUUUCCAGAGGGCAAGAACCAAUACUACGACAUCAGCUACAUCGUCGGAGGCGGCGGAAAUCUGACGAUCGAGCAAAAGGGCGCACCCAGCACGCGCAAGGGCGAUGCAACCUUCAUGCAGGACUGUAACGCGGCGUGGCAGAAGCUGUCCGCCGACAAGAAGAAGUCGCUGCAGCGAUUCGUGCACCUUGACUCCAAGGGGAAGGUCUCGCGCAUCGAUGCACCCAAGAACGACCGAGGACUUGAGGACUGGGUGAGGACCUUUGCUCACGGCGUUUACGUUGGAGUCGGGGCGUGGAAGGACGACAAGGGAAACGAGGAGGACAACAAGCAGAGCAGUGCGACUCCUGGUGGAAACAAGGACUUGUUGGUCGUGUUCACUGAUAACAAUGAUAACUGA
This is a messenger RNA of Diaporthe batatas, 612 nucleotides long. RefSeq lists its product as uncharacterized. The transcript has a single exon. The coding region runs from base 1 to 612 and encodes 203 amino acids. The record is from RefSeq and is a predicted model, not a curated record. NCBI's taxonomy places the organism in Eukaryota, Fungi, Ascomycota, Sordariomycetes, Diaporthales, Diaporthaceae.